AUGGUCGCUACUCAAGUCGUUGUUGGUGCCCUCUGCCUCUUGGCUGGGGUAGAGGCAGCUGUCCCCAAGAUUCCGGGGUACUGGCUGACCUGGGCCGAUGACUUCAACGGUCGACGUGGCAAUCUUCCCAAAGAAAAGAACUGGAUCUUUGACACCGGUUCCAGCUACCCAGGUGGUCCUCCCAACUGGGGUACGGGCGAGAUUCAGACCUACACCAAGAAUCCCGAGAACGUCCACCUCAACGGCAAGGGUAAUCUCCAGAUCACCGCCAUCCGUCAAAACGAUGGAACCUGGACCUCUUCUCGCAUCGAAACUCAGCGAGCCGACUUCAUGGCCAAGAAGGACAGGUCGAUGAUCAUUCAAGCCAGCCUGAAGUUCCCAGCCCUCGGCGACAACGGUGUCGGCUACUGGCCUGCCUUCUGGACUCUGGGCGCCGAAUAUCGUGGCAACUACUGGAACUGGCCUGCUAUCGGCGAGUUCGAUAUCAUGGAGAACGUUAACAACCUCAACCGUGGCUGGGGCACGCUUCAUUGCGGCACCAACCCUGGCGGCGUGUGUAACGAACCCAGCGGCCUGGGUAACAGUCUAGUCUGCCCCAACGCCCCCUGUGCUGGUAACUUCCACACGUACUCCAUCGAGGUUGACAGGACGUCUUCUCCCGAGUUCCUGCGCUGGUACAUCGAUGGGCAGAAGUACCACGAAAUCAACGAGACGGUGCUGCCGCCUGACGUUUGGGAGAAGACGGUCCACCGUCCUCACUUCAUCCUUCUCAACAUGGCGUUGGGAGGCGGUUUCCCAAAUGCUCUGGCGGGUGGUGACACACCGUUCAACACCACCCAGUCGGGAGGGCAGCUCGAGGUCCGAUACGUCGCUGUCUACAACUCGCGCGCUUCGCAUGAUAAGAUCACCUUGAACCCUCAAACCGACCUUGACUCAGAGACCGCCGACCCCGCUACCAGUCUUGAUGUCGACCCCAGUGCCAGUGGCUCUGCUGAUCUCGAUCUCUCCCUUUAA
Verticillium dahliae VdLs.17 is the source of this 1014-nucleotide messenger RNA. Its product is annotated as secreted glucosidase. Gene Ontology annotation, molecular function: hydrolase activity, hydrolyzing O-glycosyl compounds. Gene Ontology annotation, biological process: carbohydrate metabolic process. The record is from RefSeq and is a predicted model, not a curated record. NCBI's taxonomy places the organism in Eukaryota, Fungi, Ascomycota, Sordariomycetes, Glomerellales, Plectosphaerellaceae. The transcript is spliced from 2 exons. The coding region runs from base 1 to 1014 and encodes 337 amino acids.